This is a messenger RNA of Salvelinus fontinalis (brook trout), 1463 nucleotides long. RefSeq names its product histone H1.10 (gene h1-10). Gene Ontology annotation, biological process: nucleosome assembly. The record is from RefSeq and is a predicted model, not a curated record. Gene Ontology annotation, molecular function: structural constituent of chromatin; DNA binding. The coding region runs from base 78 to 653 and encodes 191 amino acids. Gene Ontology annotation, cellular component: nucleosome. The transcript has a single exon. Lineage: Eukaryota; Metazoa; Chordata; Actinopteri; Salmoniformes; Salmonidae.
CACACCCACAUUCACAGCAAACCCGGCGGUGAUAACAGUGCAUUGCAGAACUUCACCUUGGUUUCAAAGUAAACGUCAUGGUGAAAAGCGAGGUGGAGGUGACUAUAAACGCGGAGGAGGCUCCAGUGGCGAGUAGGCCUAAACCAUCCAAGAAAAAGAAAAAAAAGAAUAAGCCUGGCAAAUACAGUGUUCUUGUGCUAGACGCUGUCAAAAAGUUGAAUGAGCGAAGCGGUUCGUCUUUGGUAAAAAUUUAUAAUGAAGCCAAGAAGGCAAGCUGGUUUGAUGAGCAGAAUGGGCGAACCUACCUGCGGUAUUCCAUCCGAGCACUGGUACUCAACAACACGCUGAUCCAAGUAAAGGGCAUGGGGGCGAACGGUUCCUUCAGGCUCAAUGAAGAUAAGUUCGCGAAACGGGUACCGAAAAAGACUCAGUCCAAGCCAGCCAAGACCACCACGAAAACUACCAAAGCAUCGACUACCAAGAAGGCAACCGUUAAGCCAAAGGCGAAGAGCAGCCCGAAGAAGGCACCAGAUGCAAAGAAGCCCGCGGCUAAACUGAAGAAGCUUGGUGUCAAAAAGGUGAGCGCUGCACAGAAGAACAAGAAGCCGAAGAAGGCCAGCAAGCCACCAGCCAAGUCACCGAGGAAGAAGUAGCCUAGUCGCUAUCAAAUACAGAACUUUAUUUCAGAUUUUUAUUUUUAUACAUCUUUUGUUGUAGUUUUUUUUUCUUCCAUGGUUUGUUUCACUGGCAUACAAUGCAUAAUCAACCGAUUAUUAUAGGCUAAAAGUUGUUUUCUAUGUUUAUUCUCUGCAAGGCAAUGAUUGGCUCAGUGGCGUAUUGUCAGAGGGACCAUGAGUGUAGUGUUGCUUUGAAUAACAGGCAACGCCCCCAGUUUUAUGUUGUCACUUGUCAGUCCGAGAUUCCCUGCUACAAAAUGUUACAUUGUAACAAAUAUGUUUUUACCUUUACCCAAAGGUUUCCCCUUACGGAUAUGACCAGGAAAUCCUAAUCGUGACUUUUCAUUAUUUUUGAGGUGGCUGACAACAUUGCGAAAGUGUAUUUGUAAUUCUGAGAAACUGAUGGUUUAAAAGACUAGGUCUAUUUGAGGAAAGGUGGCAUCGAAGUGAUUGUCAAUCUCUGUAAAUAAAUACCUUAACACUAUUUUUUUGCAUUUUGUGACAAACAUAGAAACAUUUGUAUUUAAGGCGUUAGAUUUGAAUGUGAGGAUAAUUUCCUCCACUGUCUCUUUAGACCAAUGUCAGAAUACUAUUGAGUAUCUUAUAUUCUUUAAUUAUGCAUGUUGGACUCAUUUGUUUUUCAAUGAGACAAGCAAUUUCAAUGAGUUUCUCCCCAUAUUGUUCAGCUUCAUUUUCUGGUUGGUCUCAUAGCUGUGGGAAGAAGGGGUGCUGCAGCGCCUGCUGAAAAAUCGGGAAUAAUAAAAAUAAUUACAUUAAAAUUACAAA